CUUCAAUUCAUCUCUUCAAACAUUCCUAUUUCUAGUCCUCCUCAUUCUUUUUUUUUGCUGUUCAAUAACUUAAGAUAAGUCAACAGGGACUUCGCAGUAGCAGAGUUAUCCUACUUCACCCCUUUUCUUGGUUUUCUGCUGCAGCACAGUUUUUGGAAUUUACCACACCAGCCGAUCCACGAAGCGAGGAUAAGUUUCAAUUUACUCGAUUGCAGACCCCGCAUACAUCAAGGCAAAAGACCAGCCUUCGACCUCCCGCCUCCGUCCAGAUCCAUAUUGGGCAAUCUACAAAAGAACCCUUUGUGUAUACAAUACAAUCUUAAUAACUGCACUCUCGGUUAUUUCUCUGCAGACAUGCGAAAAUCAAACAGCACUAGAGGAUUGCACCUAGUUGGCCUUACGGUGUGAUACACGCAUGCUUAAGCCAUCACAUGUCCGAAUAUGCCAAUCUAAACCUACGUGGCUCCUCAGGGUUUGAAAUUGCCCAAACUCGAGAUCCACAAUGUCUAGCGGUUGCACGACGCACACCGUCGAUAAUAUCACGCAUCAAGACGGAGCGCCAUUCGAUAAGUGUCGAGUCAUUAUUUAGCCGAGGAAAUCCGUUCCAGCACAUUGAUAGCGCAUCGAUUGCGUGAUUAACAUCCUGGGGUGUACUCCUGCAAGACGCAAAUGACGCCCGAGAACCUAUAGGUCGGAGUAGACAUAUAAAGGCAGAUCGUCUCUCAAUAUCCUUUGGUGUAAUCUCUCACUUCGAAGUUAGCUUAGUGGCUGCCAUCUCCCUAUCACUAUUUGUCCGGUUUAUCAGGCCUUCUCGACAGCUGCUUCGACUUAUCUCACGCCCGAGCUUAAGCUUCUCAGCUGCACGCCGAAGUCGGAACGCGACAACGCCUCUCACAGUAUGAGCUCUGCAACCUUCCUCAUCACUUACAAGAAUUUGGCCCAGCACGGUUGCUGCUUCAAGAGCGAGGCUGAGUUGCUCCGUCACCGACCGAUUGCGGCCGCGAGUGGCCUCAGUGGGCCUACAUCCAUGCAGGCGCACCACAAGUCAGCUGCCAGCGCAUCGUUGCUGUAUUAAAACCGAUCAUUUUCAAUUGUUAAACCUCCCUUAAAGGGGCCAUACUACGUGGUCGAUUGGCUCCGUUCGCUCCGCAGAUCAGCGGGCAAUUCAUGCUGGGCAGGCUUCGUUGACGGUUCUGCGAAUCCGCCAGCCACCGCUGAACCUGCUGCAAAUGAAGCUAUGAAGUUGGACGGUCCGGAAGCCACGUCAAAAAGCACAACUGCGCAUCAACUGCGCAUCAAAGGGCGUACGUGGCUUGACUCAGGACUUCGCCUUGCGAUCAACCUGAAUUCGCAAACUCAAACGGCACCGCAGGCUCUGCGAACACGAGCUUGGCCCAACGAUAGGACAAGCUUCGACGACAUUCUGAGUCUAGGAGGCGGCGGGUCCUCUCCAUUCUUUUCAAAGAUCCGAGAAUCGUUGCCAAGGUAAUAGGCAAUAUAGAGCGACCGCUCACUGACUACCACCUUUCGUUCUUCUCCUUAAGAACACUUUAAAACAGAGGGUUACAUUUUAAGGAGAUUCGUGGCUGGAGCUAUUGAAUUGCUCUCAUGACGAGGCACUCUGGAUGGCGAAGACGCAACAGUGCAGGGAUAUUGCAGUAAGGACAGCGGUGGUUACAGCACACCGGUCUUUCAGUGCUCAUUGAAAGGUGGCGCCAUUACGCAGGGUGCUCCUGUAUAUAUGCUCUAUCGGCGAAGACUACUCUUUCGCUUUGGAUCUAGCUUUCGCAGUCGUGCGGCUGAGUUCCAGUAUUCCAAUAUCACGUGAUAGUUGACGUUCAACCAAUGUCUUCUCCCAGUUCCACGGACACGACCAGUCCCACGCACGUUCGUAAAGACCAAAUGAUCAAUGGAGAGCAAAAUUCAUCUAUCCAAAUCGUUCGAUCAACUAAGAAAUUGCGCCACAAGAAUGUCCCAUGCCAACUUCCUGGUUGCUCGAAGCUAUUCACAAGCGACAAAGACAGAAGACGGCAUCAGAACUCUAAAAAGCAUGAGAAAGAUUUGGCUGGAGUUUACAGAAAGCGCUUUUGUUGUCCAUCCGACAAUUGUAACGCCAAACCAUUUGCUCGCAAGGACAACCUGAAGCGUCAUCUCAUAUCUCAACACAACUGGGAAGAGAGAGCAGCAGAUUGGCAGGUGAUUAUGGCACACAUUACAUUCAUAAUGCAACCGCCUAACGGAUGCAGGCUGGCAUAGAAACCUUAAUGGCACCAUCUGAGCCUCAAUACCACAGCUCUCGCAACAUGGAGUACGAUCCGUCAUAUCAGUACCAACCUAACGUCGUUUAGGCUUUUUGCUACCCAUGUGUUCUGCUAUUAUUCCAUCCUCCAUGGACUUGACAUCUUGUACGAUAGCUAGAAGAGCAUUUCCAUGGCAAGUGACAUAAGUUGAACUCGAUUGCUCGGAUACAUAAGAGGUGUAACGGUUCUGCGGAAUUAGGACAUGUAAGCCUUCAUAUAAAGCAACCUAGGAUUACUUGGAUCCGAAUACCUCAGGAUCAUAGUAAUUGAAGACAGCAUUGCAAAGAAGUCUGUACGCUAACCGCCAGGAAGGAACCUCAUGGAUAGAAUGAAAUUGCUUCUCAGUCUACUCCGAUGCCGAGCUUUAGGAGAUGAUGCUUUGUGAGAAUGCUGAUCGAUCCUCUGGUGUGUCUCAAACCUAGGAGUUGCGGAGCAGAAGAACAAGUGAAAUUUCAAUAACAAAUUCGAUUGUUGCAACGUGAUUAGAAU
Messenger RNA from Verruconis gallopava, 2789 nucleotides. RefSeq lists its product as hypothetical. The transcript has 3 exons. The record is from RefSeq and is a predicted model, not a curated record. Bases 1846 to 2256 code for a protein of 136 amino acids. NCBI's taxonomy places the organism in Eukaryota, Fungi, Ascomycota, Dothideomycetes, Venturiales, Sympoventuriaceae.